This is a messenger RNA of Trematomus bernacchii (emerald rockcod), 897 nucleotides long. Its product is annotated as scavenger receptor cysteine-rich type 1 protein M130-like. The record is from RefSeq and is a predicted model, not a curated record. NCBI's taxonomy places the organism in Eukaryota, Metazoa, Chordata, Actinopteri, Perciformes, Nototheniidae. The transcript is spliced from 4 exons. Gene Ontology annotation, cellular component: membrane. The annotation marks the transcript as partial.
AGUCCUGACUGUCUUUAUUCUGGAUCUGCUCUGAGGGAGUGUGCAGCAACAGAUUCCUCUUCUGCCUUCCUGAAUCUCACCUGCUCAGACUCUGUCAGGCUGCUAGGGGGGACUGGUCUGUGCUCAGGCAGACUGGAGGUGAACUCUAACCCGUCUAACCCGUCCUGGUCCUCAGUGUGUGAGUCUGACUUUGACCAGCAGGAUGCUCAGGUGGUCUGCAAGCAGCUCGGCUGUGGGGCUCCUUCAGUCCUCCAGGGGGCGCUCUAUGGAGCAGGGGAGGCUCCAAUGUGGACCAAAGAGUUCCAGUGUGGAGGCCAUGAGUCUGCUCUCCUGGACUGUAGCUCAGCCUCAGAGAGAAACACCUGCUCACCUGGCAGAACUGUUAGCCUCACCUGCUCAGAGCCUGUCAGGCUGGUAGGAGGAUCCAGUCGCUGUGAGGGAGAACUGGAGCUGAAAUAUUGGGGAGAGUGGAGACCAGUGGUUGCUUAUUAUGAGUGGUGGACCCUGAAGGAAGCAGCAAUCGCCUGCAGAGAUCUCAACUGUGGCUCUGCUGUUUCUCUAAGAUGGAGAAAGAGCGAGGAGUCCUCAGAGAGAUCUAUGUGGGGGAUCUAUCCUCCCUGUGUUCAGUCUGGAUCUGCUCUGAGGGAGUGUGCAGUAUCAGGUUCCUCUACUUACAUCCUGAAUCUCACCUGCUCAGGUAAGCUCAGUGUUCACCUGUCUGUCCAACACACUCUCACUCCCAACGCGUCCAGGAGCGACGCUUGGUCAGAAUUCCGUGGCGUCCAGUUGUGACGCGCCGAGUUUCCAUCAGCGUCAUAAACGGAUGCAAAGAGCUUUCAACUGAUUGCAAUGUAUUCCCAUCGGCGUCGGUAUUUGACGCUUAGGGAAGCACGGCAU